CGAGAGCAGCGGCAGCGUUCCGUGGAUCAGCCACUGCUGGGUCCGACUCCGCUUGGCGACAACGGCGAUUGGGGGGGUUGUUUUGAUUAAGGUUUACGGACUUUUUUUCUUCAUGUUUUUUAUUCCCAUAUUGUUUCGUUGAAAUUCUGGAUGUUUGAUGCGCUUUCUAAGCGUUCAACCCUCGGCUGUUCUUCACGUCACCAACGGAGAAAUAAACUUGGGAAUAACCGAUCUUAAAGCUGAGAGGAGCAACUUUUCCAACUGCCGUAGUAGUCAACUGGCUGACCUAUGCUAAGCUAACCCACUAGCCAAAAGUCUGGAAUUUGCUGUUAAAGUAAAAAACUAUCAAACGAACUUUACAUUUCUGGACUCGGUGACUAGAUGAGAUUGUCUGGUAACUUUGACAGUGAAACCUGCCCCUCGGAGGCUCACUUUAUUUGGGUUGGAGUGGCCGGUGCAGGUGCACCUCUUGCGGCACCUGCGAAAACAGUAACUUAGCUCCAUCGGUAGAGAGCUAACUUUAGCUUGUUCGUGUUAGCAUGAAAUAGAAACAGAGACCAUGUUGUGGGAUACAAUUUUCUCUUGUAGAUGAGAUUGUUUGAGAUUUGACACUUAAGUUGUUCAAUUCCAAAGUUAUAUUGCUAUAUUCCGUCAGCCCAUAAAGUGGUGACACUGGCUAAAAAGUAUUUCGGCUAACCUUAGCCAGCAACCUCGCUAGCUAGUUGUUGACCCUCAUACACUUUUACCGGAGUGGCGACGUGGAUACGGGGUUGUAGACACUCUCUCCCACAGGACUUUGGACACGGUUUGACCCUGCCGUGGGCUGCGCUGGGACUUCCCCUCUGUUCUCAUCAGCUAGCCUCGUAGAUGUGACACCAUGCGGAUUUCAGAAAGUUAUCUCUUAACGUUUUAAAGUUUUCAUUUUGUUCUAAAAGCUCUGCACCCUAUGGUGCCGCUACGGCCACCGAGAAAUGGAUGUCUCGCAGGCCGCUUUCCCAAACGGUGAAGGGCGGCCGGGCGGCGAUGGGACCGGGGAGCAUGCCUGGACAGAUUCACCACCAGUUCGGGCGUGGGCUCACUCAGCCCCGCUCUGCCCGACUCGGUCCUUAUGGACAGCCGCGUACGACUACGAGGCAAGUGGCGAGGACGAGCUCAGCCUCCGACGAGGGGACGUGGUGGAGGUCCUGUCCAAGGACGCUGCAAUCUCCGGGGACGAGGGAUGGUGGACGGGUAAAAUCAACCACCGGGUCGGGAUUUUCCCUUCCAACUAUGUCACCUACCAGCCCGCUAUUUACCGUCUACCAGCUACGAGUGGGUCAGUGGGGACACGAGAGCAAGUCCCGAGCUCGCCCGUUCAGAUUCCCUUCACUGAACUGGUACUAGAGGAGAUCAUAGGCGUGGGUGGAUUUGGCAAAGUUUACCGAGGCACAUGGAAAGAUCAAGAGGUUGCAGUGAAGGCGGCUCGGCAAGAUCCAGACGAGGACAUAACAGCCACCGCCGGCAGUGUUAAACAAGAAGCUAAACUUUUCUCCAUGCUGCAGCACCCAAACAUUAUUAAACUUGAGGGAGUGUGUUUGGAUGAGCCCAACCUGUGUCUGGUUAUGGAGUAUGCCCGAGGCGGGACACUCAACCGGGUAUUGACCGGAAGGCGCAUCCCUCCACACAUCCUGGUCAACUGGGCCGUGCAGAUUGCACGCGGGAUGCACUAUCUACACGAGGAGGCCGUGGUACCCAUCAUCCAUCGUGACCUGAAGUCUAGCAACAUUUUAUUACUUGAAAAGAUUGAGAAUGACGACAUCGGGAGGAAGACCUUGAAGAUCACAGAUUUUGGCCUGGCCAGGGAGUGGCACAAAACCACAAAAAUGUCAGCAGCAGGCACCUACUCCUGGAUGGCCCCCGAGGUCAUCAAGUCGUCUCUCUUCUCCAAAGGCAGUGAUGUCUGGAGCUAUGGCGUCUUGCUGUGGGAGCUGUUAACAGGGGAGGUGCCUUACCGAGGGAUAGAUGGCCUGGCUGUUGCUUACGGAGUGGCAGUCAAUAAGUUAACUCUACCAAUCCCCUCCACCUGCCCUGAACCCUUCGCCAAGCUCAUGGAAGAGUGUUGGGACCAGGACCCCCACGUGCGUCCUUCCUUCUCCUGCAUCCUGGAGCAGCUGUCGGCCAUCGAGGAGGCGGUGAUGGCCACCAUGCCCCAGGAUUCCUUUCACAGCAUGCAGGAUGACUGGCGUGUGGAGAUUCAGGAGAUGUUUGAUGAGCUCAGGACCAAAGAGAAGGAGCUACGUUCCAGGGAAGAGGAGCUGACGCGGGCCGCCCUCCAGCAGAAGUCUCAGGAGGAGCUGCUGAAGCGUCGGGAGCAGCAGCUGGCAGAGCGGGAGAUCAAUGUGCUGGAGAGAGAGCUCAACAUCCUCAUUUUCCAGCUCAACAAAGACAAGCCCAACGUGAAGAAGAGGAAGGGCAAAUUCAAACGUUCCCGUCUUAAACUGAAGGAUGGAAACCGCAUCAGCCUGCCUUCAGACUUCCAGCAUAAGAUUACCGUGCAGGCGUCGCCCUCUAUGGACAAGAGGCGGAGCCUUCACAGCACCAGCUCCUCUCCUCCCAGCAGUCCCACACUCAUCCCUCGGCUACGAGCCAUUCAGCUUACUCAAGAUGAGAGCAACCGUACGUGGGGUCGCAGCACCCUCUUCAGGCCAGAGGAGUUUGAUGAUGUGAAAAAGGGAAUCAAGAAGAAAGGAAGAACCUGGGGCCCCAGUUCAGUGCAGAGCAAAGAAAGGCCUGCUGCUGCUGAGAGAGUGCGUCCUCUGUCAGACGGCAGUAAUCCCUGGUCCACCAGCCUGGUGAAGUCCCAGAAGUCUGUGCCUCUCGCUGCCCUGUUUGCCGAACAAGCGGGGGCCGGUAAAGAUGAGGCAUUCACCCAGGAAUGUCCUGACAGCAGCUCCAAACCAAAGCAGCUCAAGUUCCCCAACCAGGUGUACAUCGAUCUACCUCUGUGGAGGGACGAGCAGCAGCCUCAGAGCCCCGGUGGGCAUUGUGGGCCGGGAGAUACCGGGGUCGGGGCAGCAGGUCAGAGUGGCCCACCAGAGACCCCAGACGACCCCUACACCACCACAUCCACCUCGUCCACUUCCACCACCCCACAGCUCACCCCCACCAACAGCCUGAAGCGGACGUCAGCUCGCCGCAAGACGGACUCUGUGCUGUAUGGCUGCGGCUCGCUGCUGGCUUCAGUCGUGCUCGGCUAUGACAUUAGGGAGGCUCUCAAAAACUCAGCCCCUGCUGAAGAUUGCGAGCCCCAGCGUGAGGAGAAAGAGAAAAAAAAGAAGGAGGGACUGUUUCAACGUGCGACUCGGUUCCGACGCAGCACCUCACCGCCAAGUGGUCGCUCCCGCAAAGACGAGGCCUCGUCAAACCACACCUCCACCCAACCUGUCAAUCUCAUCUCCAUGUCAGCCAUUAUGGAAUGCAACUCCACCAAGUGCCUCUUACAGUCUGAGGCGGAGGUGUCCGAGUCUAGCCCCGGAAAAGUUGAGCUUGUGGUUGUCAAUCAUCACACAGAGCCCUCCAGACCCGGCCCAGCGGCAUCCCCAGAAGGCCAGAGUAACAGGACUGCAGCUAAAACUCAGACACCAGUGCAAACCCAAAGCCAGCCACCAGAGCAAAGCAACCAUAACACAGGGACGCGACUACGCAGGAAGAAAUACACUACCAACCACAAUACCAAUGGCCCACCUACUCUGCCUCCUCCAGCCACACAGAAGAAGCAGGAGAAAGAGAAGGACGGAGUGUCAGAGAAGACCUCUGGCGGGGAGGCCUUCUCCAGACCACGGCCAGUGUCAUUCCGGGCCAAACACCACGCCUGGGCCCUUCUGCGAGGACGCAACAAGAGCUACUCACUGGGCCACUACUCCGGAGAGAAGACAGCAAAAAACCUGAACAUGGUGCUGUCAUCAGAGGUAGGGGUAGGCUGCUCCCUGCUGGACAUGGACACAGAGGGCCAGAAACGAGACUGCACCGUGCCGCUCUGCCGCAUUCAGAGCUCCCCGGCACGGCCCUCCGUUUUCGAGCUGGAGAAUGAGUUCCUCUCUUAGGCGCCUUGAGAAGUGGUCUGCUGUGGUCAUAGUUCAUGCCAUACAAUCUAGAGCUUUCCUGAAAAUACAGACAGAAUUUGUUUGGCCUAGAACUCCUGGAGGGUUUAGAACCAGGCUGCCUUUUUAAAAAAGUUCUAUAACAUAGAACCCAGCUUUGUCUUAGUUCUAGAACAUAGUGAUGUCAGUGUUCUAGAGCAUAACCAAGUCUGAGACUUCUAUAGGACAUCUGUGUCACAGGAGUUCUAGAAUGAGCACCCUUAUCUCAGUUUGAGAGCAGCCUUACACACUGCUGUGUCUCAUUAUGGAACACACAUACACCUAGUUCUGAAACGUGAGCAGAACGUUCCAGAGCUGGAUCAGCAGCUCUUCCUCUGAUCCCUCGGUGCUCCACUGCCACCUUUGUCCGCUCAUCUCUCUCUCUCUCUCUCCCUCUCUCUCUCUCUCUCUCUCUCUCUCUCUCUCUCUCCCCCUCCCCCCCUCUCUCUCACUUUGUCACCCUCUUCCUUUCUCCUUCUGUCGGUGCAGCUAAACGUUGACCGCUGCUGCAGCUUUCGCAACACAAUACCCUCACCUUUUUAUUUAUAUAUAUAUUUUUAUAGGUAAUUUAAUAUGAAAAGACUUGACCUUACCUUAGCAACCAACAGGAGAUACAUUCCAUGUCAGUUUCAAAGUUGUGUGAUCACGCUUUUAGAUUUUUUUUUUGACUUGAGAAUCAUGCAUGCAUGUACCCUUAAAAUGUUGAACAAAAAAAAUCAUUAUGCCUUGUUUGUAAAUAUUUCUUUUUAUCAGCCUAAUUCUGGCAGUUGUUUUGUAUUGCAUCUAUGCUGUUUAAUGACUGUUUUAAAAGUCAGAGAUGCUGCAGUACAGUUUGUACGAGGGACAGGUUACAUACUGGAUCGUAGCAGGGAUGCAAGUAUGUUUCCUCCUAGAAUGCCCUGAAGAUUUUAGACGUGCAGGUAGAAAAACACUUGAGGUCCCACAAAGCAGACUUGGAAUCUUUUCACUUAAAAGAUGGAUUUAAAUUUUAAAUGACUGUUUUGGUCAUGUGUUGCUAAUAUGGAUUUUUCUCAGAGUAUUUAUAGAAAGGUUUCUGUGGUUAAUAUUUCAUGUACUCGGCACGCUGCAGCUGAGGGGGACGGGGCGCUUAAGCCAUGAAUUUUCAUGUCAGGAAAACGUGCCCCAAAUUACUGAAUUUAUACUCUAAUCCCCCUGUUGACAUCUGAUUGGCUGCACCUGUAAUGACACAGCUUGAUAUCAGAUUUAAGUUAUGAAUUAAUUACUGCACAGCCCGGGAGUGACCACACAGGAGAAGUUUUAUUCUAAGACACUGUUUAAAACAUUAAGUGCACAAAAUACCUGUGCUGUAAAGCAGUAUGACCCUGUGUCUUCAAGUACUUCACAUUAAGUCAGAUUCAUCUCUUCAGUUUUAUUGUCCUGUGUGCACACAGUUUUUUAAUUUAUGCAAACAAGUUAUUUAUUCUUCUUUUUUUUUUUCAAGCUCAACUUCAUCUAUGUCUUUAUCCCCAUUACCAUUAUUCCUUUAACACACCUAAUUACUCUGUUAACGUUUAAUUGGUUUGACAUUUAGCUGAGUCAUCUUUUUUGGUUUUGUUUUAUUUCUUUUUGCACACUUUUGAUGUAACACUAAGCAGAUGGUUUCCCCAUGUAGCCAAAUUUCUUAUCUCAUCAUUCUCAUGAAAGUCUGGAGACAUUUGAGUUCAGAAUUUGGCUAAAGAGAGUGAAGUCACAGUUUGCAUUUCAUUAUCAUACUGUAAACUCAGAGCCAGAUUAUUUGGCUUCCUCAGGAUUAACAAAGGCUCAUUAUCCUGAUAUGUUUUUUCCGGACCUAUAAGAAUUUGAUGGUAUGAAGGUCUGACUAUGAAGGAUAUAUACUGUACCUAGUUCCACGGUCACUCCCGGGCGCUCUCUCUCCAAAAAUAUGAACAAAUUAACUUAACACCCAUUCUUGAAAGUUAACUGGUGAUUAUAUUCCCUCUGUUUUUUUAAUCGCUGUCUUACUUCAGUCUGUUUUUUAGAGAUCAGUGGAAAAUGUGUCCGACUUUUGAAGGACAAACCAAGGGCUCAUUUACAGUAAGAUAUGAAUUCCCAAAUGGUGUAAAUAUAAUUGUGAUUCCUGAUGUGUGUAUCACUGUGGCAUCUUAUGAUGAUGUAGAAUAUGAAGUAUCCCAUGUUCUGUACUUUGUGACCACUGACUUUCAAACCAGGUCCAACACUGUAAAGGCCUUGCUAAUCAUCGAGUUGUUAAAGGUGCAGUUUACAAGUCAAAAUAUCACUGGAUUUACCCAUUAUUUUAAGAAUUGAGGGUAUCUGUAAAUACCACAAUGCACUGGUGCUGUACAUUCCCCUUUUAAAAUAUUGUAUUUCAGUUUGAAGCUGAAGUUUGCAGUUUGUCGUCCAGUCUCAAAACUUUGUUGGCCAGUGGUAAACAAAGGGUUUUGUCUGUUACGGUUAAAGAUGACUCGACAUACCCAAACAAACAUUCCACUGCUUUUUGACAAACUGCAGCAAUAAUAUCUGUGAAAGCAGUCAUCAAUAUGGUGCAUUCAGGCUUCUGGCUAUGGGACCAAAUUCAACUCUACCAGCACUAAGGCCUCUUUGUCUUCAGGACCAAAACCACUAAAUGAAUGAACUAGCUGCUAGUGAGGAGUCCUCGCAAAGAAAAGUACUCCGUAUAAAAACUUCACAAACGACCUCAGAGGCGCAGUGCAGAGCUGUUGCUGAAAGACCCAUCACCUUCCGAUCAAAUAACAAGACUUCCUGUUUAACGCAACACUUCCUCUAAACCACUGAGCACUUCUGUCACACACUGACUGUGUCACAGAUUGAGCUUUCAGCACAUCCGUUUCAGUGAACCAUUUUUUGUUAUCAUUACAGUAUUGGCUAUUUCAUGCCUGAUUGAUCAAGAGUAUCAAGUUUGUCAACAUUUUGAAUAAAGUCCAAAUCGAGA
Seriola aureovittata is the source of this 7050-nucleotide messenger RNA. It is a transcript of the gene map3k21, whose product is annotated as mitogen-activated protein kinase kinase kinase 21. Gene Ontology annotation, molecular function: ATP binding; protein binding; JUN kinase kinase kinase activity. The record is from RefSeq and is a predicted model, not a curated record. Lineage: Eukaryota; Metazoa; Chordata; Actinopteri; Carangiformes; Carangidae. Gene Ontology annotation, biological process: protein phosphorylation. The transcript has 10 exons. The coding region runs from base 972 to 4082 and encodes 1036 amino acids.